This is a messenger RNA of Closterium sp. Naga37s-1, 636 nucleotides long. NCBI's taxonomy places the organism in Eukaryota, Viridiplantae, Streptophyta, Zygnematophyceae, Desmidiales, Closteriaceae. The record is from the annotation of a GenBank genome assembly.
AUGGAUAUUAAGGAGGACGCCCGUGUGGUUGUUGAGAAAAGCGCCAUCGCCGACCCGGCCCCUCUUGGUCUAGCGGCAUUCGCGCUGACAACGUACGUCCUCUCGUGUCACAACGCCGGCUGGGCUCCCGACAUUAUCUGGGUCGGCCUCGCGUUCUUCUAUGGCGGCCUCGCGCAGCUGCUGGCCGGCAUGUGGGAGUUUAAGAAGAACAACACCUUCGGCGCCACCGCCUUCUCAACCUAUGGUGCUUUCUGGAUGGGCCUUGCCUUCUUCGUUCUUCUCAAGCUUCUCGGUUACACGACGGUGCUUCAAGCCACAGACGUGUCUGAGGCUCUUGGCUGGUUCCUGUCGGGUUUCUUCAUCUUCAACAGCUACAUGACUGUGUGCGCUCUCAUGGCAAGCCAUGCCGUGCUGCUCGUCUUCAGCCUGCUCGAGAUCACCCUGAUGCUGCUCUUCAUCGGGAAUUUCAGCAACCAGCAUCCUGGCGAGGGGUGGAUCAAGGCUGGCGGCUACUUCGGCCUCUUCACUGCCAUUGCUGCCUGGUAUGCUUCUGGUGCGGCCUGCUUCAAUGCGAUGGCAGGCAAGACUGUUCUGUAUGUUGGUAAGCCCAUUCUCAAGUUCAGUAGGAGUGACUAG